Carassius auratus (goldfish) is the source of this 3794-nucleotide messenger RNA. Its product is annotated as rap1 GTPase-activating protein 1. Lineage: Eukaryota; Metazoa; Chordata; Actinopteri; Cypriniformes; Cyprinidae. The transcript is spliced from 23 exons. Gene Ontology annotation, biological process: regulation of small GTPase mediated signal transduction. Gene Ontology annotation, molecular function: GTPase activator activity. Bases 644 to 2767 code for a protein of 707 amino acids. Gene Ontology annotation, cellular component: cytoplasm. The record is from RefSeq and is a predicted model, not a curated record.
AAUAUAAUACUCUCAGAGCUGCUCAUGUACACUAUAACAUAAUGGGAAACAUUUGCAGCUAUGUAUUAUUUUAGAUAUUUGGAGAAUGAAGAGAGGCUUGUGUAUCAAAGCAUUGCAAUCAAAUGCACAACACCACUCCUGUUAUUAUAUAAUGCUAUUGCAUCUAGAGGUCACCCAUAGGUCUUUGAUUUAGAAAAAUUUAGAUUUAGAAAAGCCCUGCAAUUUUACAGACUCUUUAGAAAGCACACACACCUCCGUAAGUCAGUCACUGGGCAUUUUUAAAGUAUUGAAAAGAGCAGUUAUAACAUUUUGAUAAUUGGAGAUUUCUGAAACAGCAUUUGGACAAUUUGAUUGUGCAAUUUAAUUAUCAAAGUGUUAAUCAAAGGGAUUGUGACACAAAGAUAAAAAAAAAAAAAAAAUUACACUUUUUGCAUGCCCUUUGGCUUGUAAAUCUGAGGGGGCAUUUGCAGUUUGAAUGGGCAUGACGCUUCUGUGCUCACACACACACACACACACAUCCACGUCACUUAGCAGUGAUUUCCUUCAUUAGAGGCUGUAUUAGAAUAAGGGAAGUUGUAUCAGAUUGAGGAAGCUAUUGGUCUUUUUCUUGCCUUCCCCGCUGCUUUUCUCAUGAGUAGAACAUAUGAAGAUUGAGAGAAAGAGUGUUUUGUUGCUGGUCACAGUCGUGUCUCUAAGAGUUCAGAUCAUGACUAAGAGUAUGUCCUGGCUUCGCAGUCCUGCACUCACUGCCGCGCACCACCGCAGGUGCUUCAGUGAUACAUCAGAUAUAUUUGCAAUGAUAGAGUUAAUGCAGAGCAGCAGAAUGGAUGAGCAGAGGGGCACUCUUCCACCUCCUCUCAAAACAGAGGAAGACUACAUUCCUUAUCCCAGCGUCCAUGAGGUUUUGGGACGAACAGGCACUUUACCACUCAUUCUGCUGCCCCAGUUUGGGGGUUACUGGAUUGAAGGGACCAAUCAUGAUUUAGGCUCCUCCUCCACACCAGAGGAACCGCCCCCUUGCCCCGCAUCACAGGUUAAACUGGAGACGAACAGCAUCGCCAAUAUCUAUAGGAAACACUUCCUGGGCAAGGAGCACUUUAAUUAUUACUCAGUGGACAGCGCUCUGGGCCACCUGGUCUUCUCGGUGAAGUAUGAUGUGAUUGGAGACCAGGAGCACCUUCGACUGAUGCUUAGGUCAAAGUUUAAAACCUGCCAUGAUGUGAUACCAAUUUCUUGUCUGACCGAGUUCCCUAAUGUUGUCCAGAUGGCGAAGCUCGUCUGUGAAGAGGUGAAUGUGGAUAGAUUUUAUCCUGUCUUAUACCCAAAGGCAUCCAGGCUUAUUGUGACCUUUGAUGAGCACGUAAUCAGCAACAACUUCAAGUUUGGAGUCAUCUACCAGAAAUUUGCACAGACAUCAGAAGAGGAGCUAUUCGGAAACAAUGAGGAAAGUCCAGCUUUUGUUGAGUUUCUGGAGUUCUUGGGAGAGACGAUUGAACUUCAUGAUUUUAAAGGCUUUCGUGGAGGCCUGGAUGUGGCACAUGGACAGACAGGAAGUGAGUCAGUCUAUCACAACUUCCACAAUAAAGAGAUAAUGUUCCACGUGUCCACAAAGCUCCCAUACACUGAAGGUGAUACCCAGCAGCUGCAGAGGAAGAGGCAUAUAGGAAAUGACAUCGUGGCCAUUGUGUUCCAAGAAGAAAAUACACCGUUUGUACCCGAUAUGAUUGCAUCAAAUUUCCUUCACGCUUACAUAGUGGUGCAAGUGGAGAACGCCUGCACUGAAAACGUCCUUUAUAAGGUAUCUGUGACGGCAAGAGAUGAUGUGCCUUUCUUUGGCCCUGCCCUUCCAGACCCAGCGGUCUUUAAAAAGAGUCCAGAGUUUCAUGAGUUCCUCUUGACCAAACUGAUCAAUGCUGAAUAUUCCUGCUGUAAAGCGGAGAAGUUUGCAAAGCUGGAGGAGAGGACACGUUCUGCUCUGCUGGAGACUUUAUACGAGGAGCUGCAUGUGAACAGCCAGUCCAUGAUAGGACUCGGAGGAGAUGAUGACAAGCUGGAGAAUGGAGGAGGAGGCGGCAGUGGCUUCUUUGAGUCUUUUAAGCGAGUAAUCCGCAAUAGAAGUCAGUCUAUGGAUGCCAUGGGCCUCAGCAACAAAAAACCACACACCGUCUCCACAAGCCACAGCGGAAACUUUACACACAACCCACCAGACGCCCCCAAAACACCCGGCAUUUCCUUGAUUAUUCCUGGAAAAAGCCCAACCCGUAAGAAAUCUGGUCCAUUCAGUUCCAGGAGGAGCAGUGCCAUUGGGAUUGAGAACAUACAAGAGGUUCAGGAGAGAAGUCGCGAAGUGUCCCCUAGUCCACAGAGGACAUCUGAUGGUGGACACACAACUCAGGACUUCAGAUUAGACAACUCACCCAGUCAGAGCUCUCCUGAGAUGCAGAUCACCAGGAUUGGUUCGGCCCUGUGCUGUCGAGCUCCCUCCAUCCCGGAGUCUCAGGAUCUGUCUCGCUCCUCGUCCAAUGCCAGUAGCUUCACAAGCGUGGAGGAAAAGAACGAGCAGGAACAUGAAGUGACAGAGGACUACGACACCGGACUGGAGAGUCUGUCUUCAGCCGGUACGCCUCACAAACGAGAUUCCUUCACAUACAGCGGUGUGUGGUUGGAAGACGGCUCUGGUACUGCUAGUCAGAGCAGCUCACAGGGUCCCUUUCGACAGCAAUCUGAACCUCGUCCAAAAACAGAGAGACAACACUCGAACUGCUAGCUGUCCUGUAGGCUGUAGAUGACUUCAUGGAUGUCCAUCAACAGCAUUUUCAUAAGCUGCCCUCUGCAGCGGACACUCGACGUGAGUUCCUGUAGAGACACAGAUGUGAAUGGGAUCGAACUGCUAGCUCCAGCCCUGCGGCGCACAGUCGGGCAAGUGUGCAUCAGACGGACACAAGCCCUUUAUCUUCUAUCAUGUGGCUGUUGGUCUGUAGACAAAAUAGCAAACCUGCCUGGCUUGUGCUGAAGGCUGGUACACAUCGAGAAGAACAGAAAAGAGCUGCCAGCUGGCAAUGAAUCACACAUGAUUAUGGCCUUAUCAUAGGCUGCUUGCUUUCUUUUCUUUUCUCAUUCAGUGGGUUUGGGUUUUAUUUGUCAUAUUUAUUUAUUUAUUGAGGCUCACUGCGGUGAGUAGAUCUUUUAGUUACGGGGUGGUAAGCUGUCACUGCUUACGACAUCUUUAAGAAAAACAAAUGAGGUUCAGCAUAAACCCAUCAUGCACUGUAAUACACAUCUAUGUGUGGUUCUGUUUUGUUGUCAUAAUGUAAUGAUGUUGAAAAUGAGUAUAGGUAAAUGUUAAAUGUUGUUCUUCAGCAUAGUUCUCUAUCUGGCAUCGAGCACCCAAGCCGUUUCUGCAUCCCAUAAUUUAGGAUUAAUAGAUCAGGUGUGAUAUGCUGUUUUAAAUAUUAUUUAUUAAGAUUAUGCUGUUUUACUGAUCAAUAUAUUUUUGUAAGGCCGCAGCUGUCUGUGUGUAAUCUGUGCACUAAUGUAAUAGUGUCAUGUUUUAAAGCUAGCUGUGCAGAUUAAAACAUCAGUGUCUCUCAAGUCAGAUAUAUUGAAGUCCUGAAGAUGUUUUAGCUUAUAUUAUGUGUGAGCAAUAUGAAUGUAAAUCUGCAGACACAUGUGAUAGUGGAUGUGGAUUAGGGAAUACACUUGGUCGAAAUAUAUUCAUCAGAUGCUUUGUUCAAUACCAAAUGUUAUGUAUUCUAUUUUGCUUUCAAACCCAAAUACACGUUUUAUUCAUUUAA